Messenger RNA from Protopolystoma xenopodis, 354 nucleotides. The record is from the annotation of a GenBank genome assembly. NCBI's taxonomy places the organism in Eukaryota, Metazoa, Platyhelminthes, Monogenea, Polystomatidea, Polystomatidae.
AUGCUCCAGACACACCAGACGUAUUCCAUUUUUGCGGCAGUCUGUCACUGCCGUGACUGGGACAACCUGGACCCUUCCAGACUACUUCCUUCGAGACUGGCUGUGUCUGGCGUCAGCACCCCUUUAGACCAAGUUGCGAGUCUUUACAAUCCCCAAGGUCGAGUCCGUGUUCGGCUAAACACGCACAAGCCAGUGGCCGGGAUUGGUAGUGCCGUGGUGGGCUAUGGCCCGACACUAAACCGCGAGAGUGCACUGCAAAGAACUUUUGGACAAACAGCCUCUCCAGCAAAGCCUGAGACUGAUUUGCUGUUGAAAAGACGAAGUCAGCCUAGACAGUUUGGAGGCUGUGUCUGA